Molecule: messenger RNA, 4497 nt
Organism: Engraulis encrasicolus (European anchovy)
Lineage: Eukaryota; Metazoa; Chordata; Actinopteri; Clupeiformes; Engraulidae
Gene: taf2
Product: TAF2 RNA polymerase II, TATA box binding protein (TBP)-associated factor
Exons: 26
Coding region: 426-4064 (1212 amino acids)
Biological process (GO): transcription initiation at RNA polymerase II promoter
Cellular component (GO): transcription factor TFIID complex
Molecular function (GO): RNA polymerase II general transcription initiation factor activity; chromatin binding; transcription cis-regulatory region binding
Source: RefSeq, a predicted model, not a curated record
AUUGGAGGAAGUGUGCAUUGUUUUGAGAAGUACAUUCAGACAACAACAGUACAUUUACUGUAUUUGCGGUUUAUCUGUCUUCACAUGUUAUGGCAGGGAGAUAAAUCAUAUACUGCUGUGCCGUUGGCUUUGUGAAGAAACGGGGGUUUUAACCUGAGUUCUGCGUGCAUAUUGGCUCACUACAUCACCAUCGUGAAUGGACCAACCCUCUGACUGGAAACAACGACUGCUGAACUGCCUAUGAAUGGUUGCAUUUUUCUGUGUUAUUGCACAUGCAUGAUGCAUGCAAUAUCUUGGCAUAGCUAUACGAAGAAGAAGUCUCAACACGGAUGAGUACAGAACACUCGUGGAUUUUGCUGUAGCAGGCGACCCAUCUUGUUUACCUAUGCGGUGAACGUCGACGUCUGACUGUUUCAACUUCAAAGAUGAACAGGAAGAAAGACAAGGGUUUUGAGAGCCCACGACCAUAUAAAUUAACCCACCAGGUGGUGUGCAUAAACAACAUCAACUUCCAAAGGAAGUCUGUGAUAGGCUAUGUGGAGCUCACUAUAUUCCCCACUGUUGUGAACCUGAACCGCAUCAAACUCAACAGCAAGCAGUGUCGCAUAUACAGAGUACGGGUCAAUGACUUGGAGGCGCCAUUCAUUUACAAUGACCCAACCUUAGAAGUCUGUCACCAUGAGUCCAAACAGAGGAACCUUAAUUAUUUCUCCAGUGCCUACACGGCCGCCGUGAGUGCUGUGGACCCGGAUGCUGGCAAUGGAGAGCUGUGCAUCAAGGUGCCCUCCGAGCUCUGGAAACAAGGAGACGAGAUGAAGGUGUUGAAAGUGUACAUUGAGUUUUCGCUGGACCAGCCCAAGGGGGGCUUGCACUUCGUCGUGCCCGACGUAGAGGGCAGCAUGGCGGAGAGGGGGGCACACAUCUUCUCUUUCGGCUACCAGAACUCCACACGUUUCUGGUUCCCCUGCGUGGACUCGUACUCGGAGCUGUGCACGUGGAAGCUGGAGUUCACGGUGGAUGCCUCCAUGGUGGCAGUGUCCUGUGGAGACCUGCUGGAGACCGUCUACACCCACGACAUGCGCAAGAAGACCUACCACUACAUGCUGCCCAUCCCCACCGCCGCCCCCAACAUCUCCCUCGCCGUCGGGCCCUUCGAGAUCCUCGUCGACCCCUACAUGCACGAGGUGACCCACUUCUGCCUGCCUCAGCUGCUCCCGCUGCUAAAGCACAGCAUGGGCUUCCUGCACGAGAUCUUUGAGUUCUACGAGGAGAUCCUGACGUGCCGCUACCCCUACUCCUGCUUCAAGACUGUCUUUGUGGACGAGGCCUACGUGCAGGUCUCCUCCUACGCCUCCAUGAGCAUCUUCAGCACCAACCUCCUGCACAGUGGCAUGAUAAUAGACCAGACCCCUAUGACGCGCCGCUGCCUGGCCCAGGCCCUGGCACAGCAGUUCUUCGGCUGUUUCAUAUCCCGCAUGUCAUGGGUUGACGAAUGGGUUCUGAAGGGCAUCUCUGGCUACAUCUAUGGUCUAUACCUGAAGAAGACCUUUGGUGUCAAUGAUUAUCGCCACUGGAUUAAGGAGGAACUGGACAAGAUAGUGGAGUAUGAGUUGAAGAUGGGAGGAGUUUUGCUGCAUCCCACAUUUGGUGGCGGGAAAGAGAAGGACAAUCCGACUCCUCACCUGCACUUCUCCAUCAAGCAUCCCCACACCUUGUCGUGGGAGUACUACCGGAUGUUCCAGUGCAAAGCUCACCUGGUCAUGCGCCUCAUCGAGAACAGGAUCAGUAUGGAGUUCAUGCUGCAGGUCUUCAACAAGCUGCUGAGCCUGGCCAGCACGGCGUCGUCCCAGAAGUACCAGUCUCACAUGUGGAGCCAGAUGCUGCUCUCCAACACCAGCUUCCUCAGAGCCAUCUCCAACGUCUCUGGCAAAGACAUCGGGCCCCUCAUCAAGCAAUGGGUAGACCAGAGUGGGGUGGUGAAGUUCUUUGGCAGCUUCGCCUUCAACAGGAAGAGGAACGUUCUAGAGCUGGAGAUCCGCCAGGACUACACUUCCUCUGGCACACAGAAAUAUGUGGGACCCAUUAAAGUGACGGUACAGGAACUGGAUGGCUCCUUCAACCACACCCUGCAGAUAGAGGAGAACAGCUUGAAGCACGACAUUCCAUGCCACUCUAAAAGCAGAAGGAAUAAGAAGAAGAAGAUUCCUCUGAUGAACGGAGAGGAAGUAGACAUGGACCUGUCAGCCAUGGAUGCUGACUCGCCCUUGCUGUGGAUCCGGAUCGACCCGGACAUGUCCAUACUGCGUAAGGUGGAGUUCGAGCAGGCGGACUUCAUGUGGCAGUACCAGCUGCGCUACGAGCGGGACGUGGUGGCUCAGGAGGAGUCCAUCCUGGCGCUGGAGAAGUUCCCCACCCCCGCCUCGCGCCUUGCACUCACCGACAUCCUGGAACAGGAGCAGUGCUUCUACAAAGUCCGCAUGCAGGCCUGCUUCUGCCUGGCUAAGAUUGCCAACUCUAUGGUGAGCACAUGGACGGGACCGCCUGCCAUGAAAUCGCUCUUCACCCGCAUGUUCUGCUGCAAGAGCUGCCCCAACAUCGUCAAGACCAACAACUUCAUGAACUUCCAAAGCUACUUCCUGCAGAAGACUAUGCCGGUUGCCAUGGCUCAGCUGAGGGAUGUCCAGAACCUCUGUCCUAAAGAAGUGCUGAACUUCAUCCUGGACCUCAUCAAGUACAACGACAACAGGAAGAAUAAGUUCUCAGACAACUACUACCGUGCUGAGUUGAUCGAUGCCCUGACCAACUCCCUGACGCCCGCCAUCAGCAUCAAUAACGAGGUGCGCACCGUGGACAACCUCAACCAAGACGUGCGCCUCAUCCUGGAGGAGAUCACGCGCUACCUCAACAUGGAGAAGCUGCUGCCCAGCUACAGGAACACCAUCACCGUCAGCUGCCUGAGAGCGAUCCGCACGCUGCAGAAGAACGGCCACAUCCCCAGCGACCCCAGCCUCUUCAAGUCCUACGCGGAGUUCGGCCAUUUUGUGGACGUGCGCGUGGCGGCCCUGGAAGCUCUGGUGGACUACACGCGAGUCGACAGGAGCUCAGAGGAACUGCAGUGGCUCCUUACCAUGGUCCAGAAUGACCCCACACAUUAUGUCAGGCAUAAGAUCCUGAGUAUGCUGGGUAAGAACCCUCCCUUCACCAAAGCUGCCGAGGCCAACAAGGCAACAGAGUCGCCACUCUGCAAUGAGGCCCUUGUGGACCAACUGUGGAAGCUCAUGAACUCGGGUACGUCUCAUGAUUGGCGCCUGCGCUGCGACGCGAUGAACCUGUACUACACGCUGUUUGGCCUGACGCGACCGUCCUGCCUGCCGCUGCCGGAGCUGGGCCUGGUCCUCAACCUGAAGGAGAAGAAGGCCUUGCUCAACCCCACCAUCAAACCCGAACAGCCAGGGGGCGCUAGCGAGCUGCCCACCGCCAUGGCCUUCUCUGUCAGUACUAUGAAGGUUGAGGAGGAGCACCUGGGUAUGGAGCAUGCGGCCCCCAUCCCCAUCCCGCUGCCCAGCCAGGCCCUGAAGAGGAAGCUGGACACCCCCCUGGGCUCGUCCCCAGAACCGGGCCAGGUGCUGCAGGAUGAGCCCAGCAUCAAGCUCCCCUCCAAGGGCAGGUUUCCCACUCAGGACGAGGAGGACAUUGACAUGGAGACCGUUCAUGACAGCCAGGCCUUCAUCUACCAUCACCUCAACAUGCUGGAAAGGCCGUCCACACCAGGCAAAGAGCCUCCGUCGGUGGAGCAGAGCCUUCUCUCCAUGCCCUCGACGCCCAUGCCACUGUUCAGCAAGGAGAGCAGUUCCUCCUCCAAGCACGGCGGUGGCGGCGCCAGCGAGCACGGCCACCAUCACCACCACCACCACCACGAGCACAAGAAGAAGAAGAAGAAGCACAAGCACAAACACAAGCACAAGCACAAGCACGACAGCAAGGAGAAGGAGCGCGACUCCCACGCCUUCAGCAACAGCCCUGCCAGCGGACGCUCCAUGCGCUCUCCCUCCCUGUCCGACUGAUCUCCCCCUCUCCCGUGGGUCAGUGUGUCAACCUUGUAGUGGUAGGCUGGGGGGGUCUCAUAAGCAUCCCUCUCCAACUGAGGAAUUCGGGGAGGUGGUAUGUGACGGGUAGUCUUGGUUAUUCAGACUCUUGUAUUACACUUCUUGUUCAUACAGACGGUCUUGCUGUGCUUCCAUUGGUGACAUUGAUUUGACCACAGCAAUCACUGAAGACAUUGGUGAAGCUGAGUUCGUUUGCUACCUGAGUCGUAGAAUGUAGCAUACAAAGAAGGACACCUCAUCUCCCCAUACUCACUGGCCUGACCCAGUAAAGAUUCUACCAGAGUGCACCAUGAGAAAACAUGUCGAUGGAAGCUCAGCCAGACCUUUUGCACUGAAGAGAAGUGAAGUGUAGUUUGAGAUCGGGUUCAGUAGGCUAGUAGUGGGUGGUUUG